UUGCUGGGUGAGAAGCGGACUGAAGUUCUUUCCGCUCUUCGCAUCGUUAUCAGUAAAGGCGAAUUUAUCAUUAGUUAAAUUAGCACAUUUAGACGAAUCCCUUGCUCCUCUCGUACCGGUUAUACCUAGUGUGAAUAGGUGAAAAAGCAUACGGCAUCGGUGUGUUUUCGUUUUUUGUGCCCUAUAAAAUUCCAUCGCUCAAUCUUUCCUGACGACCAUCCACGGAUUUCAAUCGCCGCCCAUCAUUUCAACCAGCCCCACACAACGGACCAUCAACACUCGCAGCAAUUACAGCGAAGAAAGUGUUGCUGACUUACUUAAUAAGAUCAACACUUCCCAGAGAGGGAAGCCACACCAUCGUGCAGGCGUAUCGUUGCCUCCGCUAGCUAAAUGUUGACCUAAAUAGGAACGUAUCUUAGGUAUUCUUGUUUACUAAGGUGCGUUAACUUGGGUACAAAAACGAUUGAUACUGCAACAUCAUCGGGGAAGGCGCGCGGACAAUGAAACCGAGGCACUCCCGUGAAUUUAGCCAACAUCCCGUCAGUCUACGCAUCUCUGAAAAACUUAAGAGGAACCAAUCACCGUACUAGCAUCUUGCACGCCAGCUUAAACAGUUCACGAGACAAGGCGAACUGAGCAUAACUAGCUGAAUAUAACGCUACUACUAUCGCCACUGCGAUCAUUGGUCCCAAGCGCUUCGGAUUUCGUCUGAGUACCAAAAAAAAAAUCAAUUGGAUCCAACCACAAAAAGAAGAUUGUUCGGCCACAUACCCAAAAUCAGCAUCGCAGGAAUCAACAGUGUCCAUCACCAUGGCAACGACGGAGCAGGAGAGCAGCAUUCCUGUGCUUCUAGUCACUGCUAACGUCGGCAGUGUUUUUGAGGAUCCUUCAAAUCUACUACAUCUUUGGGUUCGGGAGUUUCUGGAUCAUGUAUCGCAGUGCCAACCAAAAUUCAUUGCACUACACCUGCAGGAGGUAGGCGGCAAGACUUACGAAAAGUCGAUGGAUUAUGUGCAGGAGUUCAUCGCAAACUUGUGUGAAUCAGAAGAGCUCAGCGACUAUAACCGCAUCCGGGUGUAUCUGGAUGAAGACUACAACUCAGCGGAGCAUUUCACUGCGCUCGGAAACCUUUACUUCGUGCAAAGUACGGUGAAGCAUGUACUCAUGUGGAAUUUUUUGACGCACGACUGGGACUUAGUCGAAGGGAAAAGUAUCUACACCGGGAGCAUUGAAACGGUAGCAAGCAAGGAGAAAGCCAAAUUUCCUCAGCAGUUCUUUCCGGAGUGCAAAUGGUCCCGCAAAGGUUUUCUGCGCACCCGUUGGUUCUUGAACGGUACAGUCUUCGAUCUGGUAAAUAUCCAUCUCUUCCACGAUGCUUCAAACCUGGCAGCCUGCGAGGAGUUCCCGUCGGUGUACUGUAAAAGUAGGCGGCGCGCUCUCGUCUACACACUUGAAAGAUUUCAUAAGGACACCGUGAAUCACCCAGUGCCAUAUUUCGUGUUUGGCGACUUUAACUUCCGCUGCGAUACGGAGGGUGUGAUUAAGAAACUUACGGAAGAUCUGACGAUGCAUCGGAUUCAAAAUACCGCAUCAAAACCGGACAGUACAAAAGUGCAGUAUCGCGAUUCCGACGGAUUGAACGUACUCACGGUGGGUAAGAAGGAGUUCUCCCAUUGCGACCAAAGUACAUUUAAGGAGCAGUGGUUGCGCCAGUUUGAUCGCGAGCUCGAUUCCUUGCGCAGCGUACUAUACGAGUAUCCAAUCACAUUUCCACCAUCAUAUCCCUACGAGGAGGAUCCAUUGCAACCGGGUGCUUACAUGACAACGCGCUGUCCAGCCUGGUGUGAUCGAAUACUAAUUAGCCCAGCCGCCCGAAAACUGAUCUGCGGCGGCGUCGAUAAUACGAUGGCGAAGCACGAUACCGGUGUUACUAAUUACGGUGUUAUCGGAUCAGAUGUAUGCAUGGGCGACCACAAGCCUGUGUAUCUCAGCAUAAGAAUCAAAACAAGUCAAGGUAUUUUAGAUUAUUGUUCCUGUGAUAUACAUAUGCCCACUGCAGUGGGAGUUGAACAUGAAGUGCCUUUCAAUAGUUGUAGUAACAAUAGCAAUAGCAGUAGAGAUAUGCAACAUACCAAUUCCAGUGAUACUAUUGGCUGUAGUAACAGCAACACCAUUGUAGUAAGCGUCGGUUAUGAAACGGAAUCGAAUAGCAUAAUAUCGAACUCAAAUGAUCGGACACACAGUUUGGCAGCGGUGACUUUUGGCAAUGAAGCUACAUUGUUUCCUGAUACGACAACCACACCCACCAAUCCCACUUAUGUACAAGUACUAGCGCCGUCUGCCCCGUGCCCUAUGUGCACUAGUCGUAUUGAUCGAUGUUUCGAACAAAUUCUCGAGCAAUCAGGAACAGAAGCCUCGGAUAAACAUUAUUGCCAGUUCCUAGAUCAGCCUGAUGUAGUGAAGAGUGAAAAGGGUACGCGCGGAGAAAAGGAUACGCAGCAUCCCGCUGUCAGCAUCAAUGUCUACGACACAGAUAGCAAUCUCAACGUUUGUAUGUGUGCCGUGUAUUGCAGCAAUGCCGUAGGAGGAGCUGCUGCUAAACAGCUAAACUCCGAUGAUACCAUCUGCCCAAAUUGUCGAAACAUAAUCAAGCAUCAGCCAGUGGGACAUCGUAAACGAUUAAUAUCGCGUAGAAUGAUGCUGGCUAAUGAUAUCAUUGUCAAUCGCAUUGACACGCACUAUCUGAACACGUUUGUAUCACCAUCGAGCAGUAGUGGAUUGGGUUCACAAGGCCCAUCCAGCAGCACGAUGGCCAGUGAUUCAUUGCACUAUCGUAACAUGGAACCUUACACUCCGGAAAGUGCAGAAUCACACUCUCCACUUCCCGAAUCAAACGAAAUGAGCAAGGACAGAAAAUCCCAGGUGCAGAACGACAGGCAGCCACAACAAAUCAAUGGUGGUACAAUGACUGAACUCGUUGUAAGCAAAGCCGAAGACGAGACUACCCAGAAAAUGGGAGCGGUUGGGAAUGAUCCAACCAAUACGUUCGUAUCCUCCUCUUCCUCCUCUUGUCCACUCGACAUACAAGUAGUUGUUAUUGAUGGUGCGCCAUCGAAGAAAAAACAGCAUAAUGUUAGCAGUGGUUCAGCUCAAAUCCGUGGUAGCAGUUUGGUAGGCGGCGUGUCGCCUCGCCAACUAAAAUCACGACUGGAGAAGCUGACUCGCUUGGCGGACGAGCGCAGGAAGCAGUACGCAGAUUGGUCCCGCAACCGGAGUCGCUCAGAUGUGGCUAAAAGCGAGAAAAACAACAGUGGCAAACUAACAAUACCGUUUUUGUCGGUCGUGAAUAAAUCGUCGGCGGAAAAUUGUUCCAAUGCCAGGGACACAGGAUGUGCAGAUGGUAGCGUUCCAGCUGUAGUUGCAGAAGAAGUAGAACAGCAACAUUUUUUUCAAAAACAGAAAAACGACGGAAGAAAAAAGGAUCGAAAAAGCAUUGAUGAUAGCGACCAUCAAAUAGUAUCAAAAAGUUGCCUUCCGCUUGAUAACCAUUCGGCGAGUUCUAUGCCGACAUCGUCACGGGAUUCAGCACUCACUGGUUGUUGCCGACGAAUGUGCUGCAUACUUUAGAUUGGUUUUUACUUCUACCGACAUGCAGAUGGUAUUGCUUGUUACUACAGCUAUACAAUGACUUUUUAAGAUUUCUUUUUCGUUACGUUUUCGUUACUUUUCAUUCACCAAAGCAAAACCAAUCCUAUUUUAUCCUAAUCUCUUACAAAAAUUCGACACCUUUCAGUUUUAUCGAGUACAUGUUAGUAAAUUAUUUGAACUGCUCAGUCCUACUGGUACUUAUAAAGAAACGCUGGAGAAGUAUAUAACUUAUGAGUCAAAGACGAAUCACCAGCUUAAAGGUACCUUAGAUAACGCUCGAAAGCGAUUCAGUCGAUACUUAGCUAACAGAAAGCACACUAUUGCAUUUGGGUGCGGACUUAUGAGUGCUAUUCGGCGAAGCUUUAUACAACAAUCGCCUUAUAGAGUACAUAUGUCAAAUUGUUUUACGCGCUAUUAACCAAAUCCAAGCCCUUCACACAUUCACUAGGAGCCAGUUUCGCCAUUUUUAUGGAUGAGAUUUUUUACAGAUGCAACUGUAAUCCUGUCCUGCUCUGCUGCUUGCAAUACGUUUCUUAGAUUCUGCUCUUUAUUUUGGUUCUUUCAUUGUUAUCCUUUGCGCCUUCAGUGUCACUAUCACUUAAGCAUAAUAUACAAAGCAUUGAAACUUAAACAAAGCGCAGAUUACAUGAUUUGUUCUGAUUCCGUGUAGCGAUCUGAACUUGCGAUCCGUGUAGCGAUCUGAAACUUUCCCAUGAAAAUCUCACUUAAUUUCUUAAGCUGAUCGAUCGUUGGACUUUUUUCGAAACGACCUCCCUAAUUUUACAAAAGCAGAUGACUGCGAAUACAGAAUAAUUCUCAGUUGUCCCAAAUCACCCAUAUCCAAUUAAAAAAAUCUCAUCGUCUACUAUGAAAGAAGAAUGCGAUACAAAUAACACUCAUGGCUAACUGCAUUUAUGGGUUGUGGUUAGUAAAAGCGCACUUCGAAAGUAUGUUUACAGCGAUCGUAUUUUAUUUUAUUUUAUUUUAUUAUUACCUAAUUUAAUAGUGUACUGAUUUUAUUUAUCGUGACUAAAAGUCGUUCUAGAAUUAUAAUUCGUUUACUAUAUUUAUUAUUAAACAUAAUAAGAUAUUUCAAUGCAUUGUAAUAAUUUUAAUUGUACGAAAUACUGUGUAAUUUCCUUAUCAUUAUUGUCUAUUAUAUUAGUAUUUAGGAAACCCCGUUUGAUUUCUCCGAGGGCAACAGUAAAUGAAGUUCGUUGAGUAGGAAUGAGGUAGAAUGUCUGGAAAAUUCUUAAAGUGAAACGCAACUGCCAACAAUGUUUUCUAUGUUGUCUUGUUAAAAUUGAUUAAAAAUGUAGCAAAGGCCAUACUACGUUCCUUCCUAGAUUUCCACAGAUAUACGAGAUCGAGAUUGCUGGAAUAACAUUGCUCCACAUGUGAUUUAUUGGUAGCAGACAAACGGUACAUGCUAUAGUAUGUAUCGAGCAGAGGUUAGCUUUAAUAGCAAGGAUCCGAUUUACUAGUCUAGCCGACUUACUAGCGUUAACGAACGAGAGAGUUGUAUGGAAUGCUUUCCUCCUAUGUGUUUUUUUAUUAUUGGUUUUCCCAGUCAACCUGCCGAAUACGCAUGCUUGCGCACAGUAAGAAAAGUUAAGAGAAACUUGCUUCAAAUAUAAUCAUGAUUGAAGUGAUGUUGUGUUUAUUUUCAUUUUUCAUGUUCUUAAACUUUUGUUUUGUUGUCGUAUGCAGUUUUGGUCACCUCUAAUCUUUGCUUUACUUUGCAUAAGGGCUCAUCAAUU
Anopheles aquasalis is the source of this 5408-nucleotide messenger RNA. RefSeq names its product inositol polyphosphate-5-phosphatase A (gene 5PtaseI). NCBI's taxonomy places the organism in Eukaryota, Metazoa, Arthropoda, Insecta, Diptera, Culicidae. The record is from RefSeq and is a predicted model, not a curated record. Gene Ontology annotation, biological process: phosphatidylinositol dephosphorylation. Gene Ontology annotation, molecular function: inositol-polyphosphate 5-phosphatase activity.